Messenger RNA from Thunnus maccoyii (southern bluefin tuna), 2183 nucleotides. It is a transcript of the gene pmelb, whose product is annotated as premelanosome protein b. The transcript is spliced from 12 exons. Gene Ontology annotation, cellular component: melanosome. Gene Ontology annotation, biological process: melanosome organization. The record is from RefSeq and is a predicted model, not a curated record. Lineage: Eukaryota; Metazoa; Chordata; Actinopteri; Scombriformes; Scombridae. The coding region runs from base 1 to 1914 and encodes 637 amino acids.
AUGAGGACGUCUGUAGUGCUGUUGGUGUUGCUGGCGGUGGCUUCACACACUGCUGCGAAGCCCAAAAACCGCUUCACUCGUUAUCCGUCCUGGAACACUAAGAUGUACCCAAUCUGGAAGGAUGGAGACCCUCGGUACAAAGACUCCUGGAAAGGCGGCAGAGUGACGUUCAAUGUAGGCAAUGAUUCACCAACUCUGACUGGAGCCAAAGUCACCUUCACCAUCGACUUGGAGUUCCCACACAACCAGAGGGUGCAGCCGGAUGGAGACGUUGUUUGGGCUGAAGACUGCGUUGUCAAUGGAACAAAGUACCUUGAAUCUGAGCCAGUAUACCCAACACAGAACACAGACUGGGAAGCUGUUUUCCCUGAUGGGACACCAAUUAAGAAGGACAAGAAGCCGGGCUAUGUGUUUGUCUGGAAGACCUGGGGUCAGUACUGGCAGGUGGCAGACGAUUCCUCCUCCUCUCUGACCAUUGGGACAGAUGACAUCCCACUGGGCUCCUACACCAUGGACAUCGUUAUCUACCACUACCGCAGCAAGGAGAAGUUCAUUCCUCUGGGAUAUGCCUCCACUCAGUUCUCCAUCACCGAUCAAAUCCCAUUCGCCGUCUCCCUGGACCAAGUGAACGACAUCGUGGCUGGAGACAUGCGCUUCAUCCAGAACAGAGCGAUCGCCUUCACCAUCACCCUCCACGACCCCAGCAAGUACCUCAGCAACGCAGACAUCACCUUCAACUGGGACUUUGGGGAUGAAAGUGGAGCCCUCAUAUCCAGAGAGCUGACUGUCACUCACACCUACAUUAACUCUGGCUCCUUCAAGCCCCAGGUGGUGAUCCAGGCGGUGAUCCCGGAUAAGGCCUGCGACCCACCAGUUGAUACCCCAACCAAGGCCCCCGGUCCACCUACUGAUCAUGAAACCACAGUCAAAGCUCCUGCAAUGGUGUCUGCUGUUCCAAUACUGAUUUCCACCAAAGCAAGUGGUCUGGUUGUCAACACGGUUCCUUCGGACACAGAGGAGGACAACAGCGAGGACGAGGCUUCCACUGCCUCCACAACUCAGCAGCCUGGUCAGGAAACACCCACAGUGGCCAAGACUCCCUCCCCCAUCAACCGCAAUAAGCCAGCUGACUCAGCCUCGGCCGAGUCUUCCAUGAUGCUCCCAGCUGUGAAUGAGCAGGCGAACAGUGAGGCAGGGACUGGGCUUGAAGCAGGUGUAAAGCGAACAGUGACACUGACGGGCCAAGCUACAGUGGUAGUGGUUGCUAAAAGGGAAGCCGAUGAUAAACCCUCUGAUGAUGACUGCGUGAUUUAUCGAUACGGCUCCUUCUGCACCGGCAUCGAAGUGGUUGAGGGAAUUGAAAAAGUAGAGAUUGUACAAAUGGACAAUGCUGUGAUGGCAUCACCUGGAACGGACAAACAUGCUUUGGAUCUCACUGUUACCUGCCAGGGAAGCCUCCCAAAAGAGGUGUGCAGUGUGAUUCUGGAUGAGCAGUGCUUGAGGCCGAUUCACACGAUAUGCAACAUGGUGGAGCCUUCCAAAGAGUGCCAGCUGGUGUUGCGUCACUUCUUCAAUGACUCUGGUGUCUACUGCAUCAAUGUGUCCAUGGCCAAUGAUGUCAGUCUAGCCGCCACCAGUGCCAAAGUCAAUGUCGACAUGGGCUCGGAUCUGUCCUCUUCUGGCACAAUCGCUAUGAUGUUGGGUGUCCUGGCACUCGUCCUGGCAGUAGGAAUAGUGGCGUUUUCUUACAAGCGCCUGAAGUCCUACCGUCCUCUGAAGGAAGACGUCAUCAUAUCUGCAGGCCCGCAGCUCGGCCAGGCGCACACUUGCUCCGCAGCAUCGAUGUUCUGGAACCUCCUGAACAGACGAGGAGCCGUGGACAACUGCCCUCUGCUGCAGGAGAGGCCGGUCUGAACCAGCCUUACACAACCAAAUACCAAACCAAGCAUCAUCUGAUUGCAAGUUACAGGCACCUGGGAUGUCUUUUUAUACUUUUUUUUAAAAAACAUGUUUUCUAAACAAUAAACUUAAUGAGUGUGUAACAAUUAAUUACAAUUAAAUCAAAAAAAUUCUUAAAAUUACACCUUAAGACAUGCUCUGAUUUUUGUAUGUAUUUGAAGUUUGGUAGUUGAAGUGUAUGCUUUCAUUUGGACAAAACUGACUUUUAAUAUUUUUCAAAUAAA